Acaulospora morrowiae is the source of this 559-nucleotide messenger RNA. The record is from the annotation of a GenBank genome assembly. Lineage: Eukaryota; Fungi; Glomeromycota; Glomeromycetes; Diversisporales; Acaulosporaceae.
UCGUCGCCGGGCAUUGGAAAGAUGCCUGAAUAAAAUCACCUCGCAUCCGAAGUUGUACAAUGACCCCAAUUUGAAGAUGUUCUUGGAGUCAGAUCGAUUCGUUAUCGACGUCAAACGAAAAAAUAAAGAUGAAUCCAAAGGAAUGUUAAAAUCAUUAGGCGAGGUUGUUUCCCACGCCACGACUUUUAAUAAGUUCAUAGAAACAGAUGAAUGGUUUGACAAUCAUAAAAACCAACUGGAAAUCUUGGACUCUCAAUUGAAAACAUUAAUGAAAUCUGUCGAGGCCGUCGUUAGACAACGCAAAGAUUUAAGUGGCGCCACCACCGAGUUUGGCGAUAAUGUAUUAUCCAUGGCUGGUGCAGAAAAUAAUAAAUCUCUGGCACGUAAUUUAACGAUACUAGGAAAUAUACAGAAAAAAAUAAAAGAGCUGCACGAGAAGCAGGUAAAACAGGACGUUGCGACACUGGAAAAUACCAUUGAUGAUUAUAUUCGGUUAAUCGGAUCAAUUAAAGUUGCGUUCAAUUCACGCGAAAAAGUUUAUCAGACCUGGCAAAAUGCC